Messenger RNA from Vigna unguiculata (cowpea), 1056 nucleotides. RefSeq lists its product as uncharacterized. NCBI's taxonomy places the organism in Eukaryota, Viridiplantae, Streptophyta, Magnoliopsida, Fabales, Fabaceae. The record is from RefSeq and is a predicted model, not a curated record.
AUGCAGCAUAUGGAAUCUCUCCGCCAGCUAAAGGAGAACAUGAUAGAUGCACCUGUCUUUGGUCUUGAGCCACGACCACAAGAUUUGGAGCGUAUCUUUGAUACGAAGAUGUGCUCUGCAGAGAAUAGAUUGGCGUUCGUAGUAUACAUGCUCAUCGACGAAGCUGAGCAUUGGUGGAUCAAUAUGAAAUCCAUCAUGGAGGAACGAGAGGAACCCGUUACUAGGGAAGCCUUCAGGGGAAAGUUUCUCUCUGAAUACUUUCCCGACAGUGUGAGGGAGGGCCACUUUGACAAGGACUGCCCCUCCCUUGCUAGGGCAGUAGCACGACCUCCAGUUCAGACUCCUACGCAGAACCAUCAGAGGAACAGAGGCGACAGGCCUCAGGCGAUAGGUAGAGUUUACGCUAUGACAGGAGCAAAGGUUGCAGGCUCAAGUAACCUUGUUAUGGGUCAUUGUGUGAUAUCUGGGAAGGAUUGUUGUGUAUUGUAUGAUUCUGGAGCGACACACUCCUUUGUGUCAAAUGCUUGUGUGAAACGUUUGGGUGUGUCGGUGUGUGAGCUACAGUGUGAGCUUGUGGUAUCUACUAUGGCAUCGUAUUUGGUCAGGAUGUCAUCCUUGUGUGCAAGGUGUUCAGUGGAGGUGGAAGGGCGCGGAUACAAGGUGAAUCUGAUAUGCCUACCUCUACAAGAAUUUGAGGUGAUCCUAGGGAUGGAUUGGCUAUCUGCCAAUUACAUCCUUAUAGAUUGCCGAGAGAAGAGGUUUGUUUUUCCCAACUUAGAGGAGCCUGAGUUGGUAUCUUCUCAAGGAGUUAUGAAGGAAUUGCAAGAUGGCGCACAAUGCUACAUAAUUUUUACGCAUCUAAAGGUAGAGAAGGGAGGAGAGACGUUAGUGAUACCGGUUGUGCACGACCUUGAGGAUGUAUUACCAGAGGAAGUGUCAGGGUUGCCGCCUAGUAGAGAGGUGGAAUUCACUAUUGAUCUGGUGCCAGGAACCGGUCCAGUGUCGAUGGCUCCGUAUUGUAUGGCUUCGACAGAGUUGGUGGAACUCAAGAAGUAA